Molecule: messenger RNA, 645 nt
Organism: Branchiostoma belcheri (Belcher's lancelet)
Lineage: Eukaryota; Metazoa; Chordata; Leptocardii; Amphioxiformes; Branchiostomatidae
Exons: 2
Coding region: 86-547 (153 amino acids)
Source: RefSeq, a predicted model, not a curated record
GGCACUGUUCAUAUCCUAUUGUUAUCUGCAGGUGAAACACCCAUCUUCUAUCACUGAACCAGCGGCAAAUUACAAGUACAGUGAAAUGACCCGGAAGCUAGCUGUGCUGUUGGCGGUGCUGGUGAUCACUGCCGCGGCGGCCGACCUCCAGUCUCCCUCCGGCUCCCGGCUGGACCGCCGCUCCUCCCCGUCCCAGGACGAGGCCGGCGGGCAGAAACGAGCCAACCUAGUGGCGCUGCUGGACGACGGUGACGAUGACGUCGGUGAACGUCUCACGGCAGAGGAGGCCGAGGCCUUGAUGAAGUACCUAAAGGAAGCGGUAGGCGGCCUUCGCCGACCGCUGCACAGUGGUCGUUUUUACCAGACAGGACCUCCUCGUGUGGGCGGGACGGAACGGGGACCAAGCGUGGACGGGGUGGAGCGGGAGAAGAAGGCACCAGAAGACCUGUCCUGGCUGGCUCAAUCGAUUCGCGCCAGCAGGCCACAGAAGGCCGGGUUUAUCUUUCGCUACGGAAAGAGGGGUGGGGACGAGGGGGAAGAACGCUAAUCUUACAGCUACAAUCUUUGUUCAAUGGCGGCAAGACGGGAGAAACAAUAGGUACAAAAUAGAGCUCUGGGUACAAAAAUUGUUCACAACUCGGUCUC